GACAAAAAAAAAAAAGGAGAGAGAGAGAACUGAGGCAAAGAACACUCUGAAUCUGUGACGAACGACCACCGUCCUACUCUUUGGACCUCCUUCCCAGCCUCCGUUGCCGGACAUCGCGCAGCCUUUGAACCUCCCUGACAGCUUCCGUUGCCGGACAUCUCAGCUUCAUCGCAGCGGCAGCCUUCGAACGAUUUCUCUUCCACUUCAUCGCAGCCUACAGUCAUCGCCGGACAUCUGAAAACCUCUUCUCUUCAGUCUUCUAAGCAAAGUUCCUGUCUCGAAGCGACGAAGCCUCUUCUAUUCAAUCUUCUUCUCUGCGCGCGAGACUGCAACUCUGCCGAAGGAGCUUGAAGUCGACAGCCUGUAGGACCUACCUCGAAGCCUCUUCACUCUUCAGUCUUCUUGCAAGUUGCAACGGCACGGAAUCACAGCCAACCCAAAACCCCACUAACCAAAUCGAGUAAUCGUCUCCAUUUCUGAAAUUCUUCCAGUCUUCACACUCUGUGUGGUAUUCUGAUCUCCCCUCUUGUUUGUGCAGCAACAACCCCCACAGUGCGUGUCAUCUCUCCCUUUCUUUCGCUGCCUCCAGCUUUCAUCUUCUUCUAUCUCAUUCUUCUCAUUUUCACUGCUGGUGGUUUCCUCCAAAAGUUUGUUGCAUAGGUAAUAUUUUUUGGCCUCCGUAACAUUACUCCUUCAAAUAUCAAUCAAUGGAAGCUCAAGCACAAACCCUGUUUCCUUGGUUUUGUACAAACUCAACAAUCCGACCAUUCCAAAGUCCUAGCAAACUAUUCUUUUCAAAAUUACCUCCACUUUCUUCUUCUUCUUCUUCUUCUUCUCCUCUUCCUCUUCCUCAUCUUCUUCAAUCACAGAAUAGGGUCUCUCUCAGAACCCAUCUCUCUUCUGGCUCUCACAGGGUGUGGUCUAAGAACAUAUUACAGUGUAGAAGUACUAUAGAAAAAGCAACCAACUUUACUGGAGACGGGGAAGAUCUAAAGCUGCGGAAAAAACUAGCAGUUUUUGUUUCUGGCGGGGGGUCGAACUUUCGGUCGAUUCACGAGGCUUCAGUUCGGGGUUCAGUGUAUGGAGAUGUUGUUGUCUUGGUUACAAACAAACAUGAUUGUGGAGGUGCAGAAUAUGCAAGACAUAAUGGCAUCCCAGUUAUUUUGUUCCCCAAUACAAAAGGUGAACCUGAGGGACUGUCUUCUAGUGACCUCGUAGCUGCUCUUAGGAGAUUCAAAGUGGACUUUAUUCUUCUUGCUGGUUAUCUGAAACUCAUACCAGCUGAGUUAAUCCAGAGUUAUCGCAGAUCCAUAUUAAAUAUUCAUCCUUCACUUCUUCCUGCUUUUGGAGGCAAAGGUCAUUAUGGUAUGAAGGUGCAUAAAGCAGUCAUUGCCUCUGGAGCAAGGUACUCAGGUCCUACAAUCCAUUUUGUUGAUGAACAUUACGACACUGGGCGCAUCCUUGCUCAACGAGUUGUACCUGUGCUUUGUAAUGACACUGCAGGCGAUCUAGCUGCAAGGGUUCUUCACGAGAAAAGUGAAGUAAAUUUGGAGUUCUCAUUUCGUGGUGCAUCACGAAGUACAAUCAUGGCUUAGAUUUCCUCCUCACCUCCAAUUUUCCUAUUCCAGGAGCAUCAGUUAUAUGUCGAGGUGGCCAAAGCAUUAUGUGAAGAGCGGAUCGUUUGGAGGGACGAUGGUGUCCCUCUCAUCCAAAGCAGGGAAAACCCUAGUACAUACAGUUAACAGAAUCAUACUUCUGCAGCUUCCUUUUUUUCCUUGAGGUACCUAACAAUAUCUUCUGCUGCCCCUUGAUAUGUUUAUUGGGUAUUCAAUGAUUCCUACUAACCAGGUGAUGUUAUAGACCACUUUUUAACUUUUUUGACCCCCUCAUUAUAUAUUACCAAAGAGUGACUCGUUAAAUUUGAUUUUCCUUCUCUUACAGGCUUUGCUUUGUAUGAGAGAGUGACCAAUAUGCAGGUUUUGUAGGAGCAAUUUCCCAGCCAUUGAAAAGGUCUACCUCAUUUUUAUUUGUUCAUUGUUGUCUUUAUCAGCAAAUCUGAUCAUUGUGAUUGCUAACUUACAUAUUUUCACAUGUCAACAAUAAUUUUGCACUCCGGACUACAAUGUCAUAUGGUUGUCCCUGGGGAUUUUGAUCCAGACAUUGUUGCAGUUGUUGUACAACAGCUUUCAUAUACCAGUUUUGAUUGAAUUUACAAA
Messenger RNA from Malania oleifera, 2216 nucleotides. RefSeq names its product phosphoribosylglycinamide formyltransferase, chloroplastic. Gene Ontology annotation, biological process: 'de novo' IMP biosynthetic process. The transcript is spliced from 6 exons. NCBI's taxonomy places the organism in Eukaryota, Viridiplantae, Streptophyta, Magnoliopsida, Santalales, Ximeniaceae. Gene Ontology annotation, molecular function: phosphoribosylglycinamide formyltransferase activity. Bases 708 to 1595 code for a protein of 295 amino acids. Gene Ontology annotation, cellular component: cytoplasm; chloroplast. The record is from RefSeq and is a predicted model, not a curated record.